Molecule: messenger RNA, 1986 nt
Organism: Sander lucioperca (pikeperch)
Lineage: Eukaryota; Metazoa; Chordata; Actinopteri; Perciformes; Percidae
Gene: fli1rs
Product: Fli-1 proto-oncogene, ETS transcription factor-related sequence
Exons: 10
Coding region: 427-1800 (457 amino acids)
Biological process (GO): regulation of transcription by RNA polymerase II; cell differentiation
Cellular component (GO): nucleus
Molecular function (GO): DNA-binding transcription factor activity, RNA polymerase II-specific; sequence-specific DNA binding
Source: RefSeq, a predicted model, not a curated record
GGCUCUAUAAUAACACAACUAACCACUACAUCUUUACACUCAGAUAAAAACACUAAUUGGUGGCCGGUUAUAGGCGUGAAAGAGGAUUUCCAAACGCGUUUCGUUUUUUCUUCUUCUAAUUGCUGUGCUUAAUGGGAGCAUCACCUCGCACUAUCCACGGAAUCGCAACAUAACAAAAAUAACUCUGAAAUUUCGGAACAUUUAGGUUGACAAACUUUAACGAAGAAUAAGUUAAUGAAGGGAUGCUGGAUUAUUUUAUUGCUGCGCACAAGGCAGGUGUCCCUGAAGGCGCCAUGGAUCGAUUUGGAUACAGCGAGAGCCCCUUUUAAAACAUCAGGAGGAUCCAUUUCCAUCAGAUGACUGGAAGCGCUGUCCGUGGUGAGUGAGGAUCAGCCCAUAUUCGAGCCGCCCUACACUGCAGUGCACAUGAAGGCCGAGAUGACGUCGCCCAGCGGGUUCAGUCAGGCCUCCAAGCAGAGUCCCGAGCCCACCGAGCCGGAGUGGGUGGGGUCAGCGGCACAAAACCCUGGGAAAAGAGGCGAACACGUCAACGGAACCAGCCGUGAGUCCCCUGUGGACUGCAGCGUCACAAAGCGCUCCAGACACAUGAGCAACGACGGGCCCCCGAUGCCCUACCAGACCUCGUACCCGGAGCCUCGCGUCAGCCCACAGACGGUCACCCCACCCAGCAGCGCCACAGAGGAGAAGAGGGUCAUUGUGCCGGCAGAUCCAGAGGUGUGGACACAGGACCACGUGCGGCAGUGGCUGGACUGGGCCAUCAAGGAGUACGUCCUGGAGGAGGUGGACGUCAUGUUGUUCCAAGCACUGGACGGCAAGGCACUGUGCAAGAUGACCAAGGAUGACAUGAUGCGUCUCACGUCGGCCUACAAUGCAGACAUCCUGCUCUCGCACCUAAAUUACCUCCGGCAGAGUAGCCCUACGUUCUCCUACUCCACAACUCCCACCAACACCACACCACCACAACAACCCAGACUACAGGUGAAAGCAGAGAGCAGUUUUGAUGAGAUCAGCUGCAGGAACAGCUGGCCUGCAAACACCAUGAGUGCAGUGCCAAAAGGUCCCUCCAUGGAGCACCAACACACCUCAAGAGUUACAGAGCCUGCUCCAAGAAUUGUACAAGACCCAUAUCAGACAUUAGGGCCCAUUAGCAGUCGACUAGCCAACCCAGAAGGCCAAGCCCUCAGCUCAUCCAAGAACCGAACAGGCAAACAAAGUCCAUACAAGCUCCCUGACCCCAGCGCUCACAGGCCUGUGGGUUCAGGGCAGAUCCAGCUGUGGCAGUUUCUGCUGGAGCUGCUGUCUGACAGCAACAACGCCAGCAUCAUCACCUGGGAGGGCACCAACGGCGAGUUCAAGAUGACCGACCCGGACGAGGUGGCCAAGCGCUGGGGCGAGCGCAAGAGCAAGCCCAACAUGAACUACGACAAACUGAGCCGCGCUCUGCGCUACUACUACGACAAGAACAUCAUGACUAAGGUGCACGGCAAGCGCUACGCCUACAAGUUUGACUUCCAAGGUAUCUCGCAGGCACACCAGAAUCACGCAGCCGAAGGGGGGAUUGUUAAGUACCAGACUGAGAUGUCUUACGUCCAGCCCUACCACAGCCACCAGCCCAAAAUGAACUUCAUGGGUGGCCAUCCUGCACCUAUGCCCGUCUCCCCCGGCAACUUUUUCAGCCCACAGUCGACGUACUGGAACUCACCCAACAGCCCCAUCUAUCCUGGGUCAGCCAUGACCAGACAUCCCGCCACCCACUCCCACCUGAGCUCGUACUACUGAGGACGAUGCAUUUCGCAGCUGGGACAACGGGAUAGAGAGGAACCCAAAACGUGUAAGAAAACACAUUCACUCCAUCCAGGAUGCACCUGAGCUGAACCCUGUCUGAAUUGAAGGUUAUAUGACGCUUCGGUCUGUUUUUAUAAGGGCAUUAUGAUGUCGUCUUUGUCACAUUCCUUCUUAAAAAAA